Molecule: messenger RNA, 1692 nt
Organism: Lacerta agilis (Sand lizard)
Lineage: Eukaryota; Metazoa; Chordata; Lepidosauria; Squamata; Lacertidae
Exons: 12
Coding region: 58-1692 (544 amino acids)
Source: RefSeq, a predicted model, not a curated record
GCACUGGAGCUGAGAGGACAAAGGGCAUUUUCAGUCAAGUGCAGGCUGGGAAGAGAGAUGGCUGGGCUGAAUGCACGCAGUGUCCUGGUGACUGGGUCCAAUCGGGGUAUUGGCUUGGAGCUGGUGAGGCAGCUGGUUGGGAAAAGCAACCGGCCAGAAUGGAUCUUUGCCGCCUGCCGGGACCCAGAGGGACCACGCGCCCAGGUCUUGAAGGAUUUGGCUGCCAAGCAUCAGGGAGUGGAGAUCAUCCAACUGGACACUUCUGAGCCCUCUAGCGUCAAGGAUGCUGCAACCAGAGUCACUGAAUGGCUUAAAGGGGUUGGGCUGACCCUUCUGAUAAACAAUGCUGGAAUUGCAAGGGUAAACUCAGGUAUGGAAGCUGAGACGCCGGAGGACAUGUCUGAAGUGUACAAGACCAAUGUGAUUGGGCCCAUGAUGGUGGGCCAGGCAUUCCUGCCCUUGCUGAGGAAGGCAUCUCUGGAAAGCCCCCAGAAUGGGAUGAGCUGCAGCAAAGCUGCCAUUGUCAACAUCUCUAGUGAAGCUGGCUCCAUCACAAAUCUCUUCAUGUGGGAGCAUGCACAAGUUGUCAAUUACCGUUGCAGCAAGGCUGCUCUGAAUAUGUUGACGCGGUGCCAGUCCCUGGGAUAUGCCAACGACAAAAUCCUGUGCAUUGCACUGCAUCCUGGGUUUGUGCAGACAGACAUGACAGGUGGAGGGUUACUCACAGUGAAUGAGAGUGUGCAAAGCAUCCUGAAAACCCUUUCCCAUCUCUCAGAGAAAGACACUGGGACUUUUGUGAAUUGGCAGGGGAAUGUACUUCCUUGGCUUAUGCAAGCCUUGCUAGAUAAGUUGAGAGCUACAUUUGGUGCUACGGUUGGGCUGAACAAAUCUGUUCAGCGCAGGCUGGGAAGAGAGAUGGCUGUGCUGAAUGCACGCAGAGUCCUGGUGACUGGGUCCAAUCGGGGCAUUGGCUUGGAGCUGGUGAGGCAACUGGUGCGGAAAAACAACUGUCCAGAACAGGUCUUUGCCACUUGCCGGGAUCCAGAUGGACCACUUGCCCAGGACUUGAAGAAUUUGGCUGCCAAACACCAGGGAGUGGAAAUCAUCCCACUAGAUACUUGUGACCCAUCCAGCAUCAAGGCUGCAGCAACUAAAGUCACCAAGCUGCUGAAAGGAGCUGGGCUGAAUCUUCUGAUUAACAACGCUGGGAUUUUAAAGCUAAGCUCUCUUGAGACAGAGACACCAGAGAACAUGGCUGAGGUGUACAAAACCAAUGUGAUUGGCCCCAUGAUGCUGAGCCAGGCAUUCCUGCCCUUGCUGAGGAAGGCAUCUCGGGAAAGCCCCCAGAAUGGGAUGAGCUGCAGCAAAGCUGCCAUUGUCAACAUGUCCAGUGAAGGUGGCUCUAUCACAACUGUCUACAUGUGGCAUUUGGCAAAUGUGGUCAGUUACCGUUGCAGCAAGGCUGCUCUGAACAUGCUUACACGGUGCCAGUCCCUGGGAUUUGACAAAGAUGAAAUCUUGUGCAUAGCGUUGCAUCCUGGGUUUGUGCAGACAGAUAUGGGAAGUUCAGUGGGACAAGGCCCUCUGACAGUGGAUGAGAGUGUGCAAGCAAUCCUGAAGACCCUUUCCCAUCUCUCUGAGAAAGACAAUGGCACUUUUGUGAACUGGGAGGGAAACACCCUUCCUUGGUGA